Messenger RNA from Closterium sp. Yama58-4, 1296 nucleotides. The record is from the annotation of a GenBank genome assembly. NCBI's taxonomy places the organism in Eukaryota, Viridiplantae, Streptophyta, Zygnematophyceae, Desmidiales, Closteriaceae.
AUGCAGGAUAAGGAGAUGGUGGUGGGCGUGACUGCCGGCGACGCGGCGGAUAGCUUAGGAGCAAAGGAAGAGAGCGUCAAUGUCGGCGGCAGCGACAAUGACGCGAGCCUCAGUUCGCAGCAGCGGCACCAGCAGGAGGAGCUGGUCGGCAAUCCCGUGGGCCGGCUCAAGAUCUACGUCUACGAUUUACCGCGCGAUUUCAACUACAAUUUCAUCAAGAAGCAACCCCGCUGCCUGACGCACAUGUUCGCGUUAGAAGUGCUGUUCCACCGUUACAUCUUGAACAGCCCCGUACGUACGACGAACCCGGACGAGGCGGACUGGUUCUACAUGCCCGUGUACCCCACGUGCGAUCUGACGGCCUCGGGAUUGCCGCUGCCGUUCCGGUCGCCGCGCAUGAUCCGCGCGGGGAUCACGCUGGUGUCGGAGAAGUGGCCGUACUGGAACCGAACGGACGGCGCGGAUCACUUCUUCAUCACGCCGCACGAUUUCGGCGCGUGCUUUCACUACGAGGAAGAGAAAGCCAUCACCCGCGGCAUCAUGCCUCUGCUAAAGCGAGCAACCCUGGUGCAGACGUUUGGGCAGUCGCACCACGUGUGCCACAAGCCCGGCAGCAUUGUGGUGCCUCCCUUCGCCCCCACGGGCCACAUGCACCGCCGCCGCAUCCCCCCUGACACGCCGCGCUCCAUCUUUGUGUACUUCCGCGGGCUGUUCUACGACCGCAACAACGACCCCCAAGGGGGCUAUUAUGCCAGGGGCGCGCGGGCAUCCAUCUGGGAGAACUUCAAGAGCAACCCGCUGUUCGACAUGUCAGCGGAGCACCCCGCCUCCUACUACGAGGACAUGCAGCGUUCGCUCUUCUGCCUCUGCCCGCUCGGAUGGGCGCCCUGGUCGCCGCGCCUUGUCGAGUCCGUCUUCUUCGGCUGCAUCCCAGUCAUCAUAGCCGAUAACAUCGUCCUCCCCUUCUCUGACGUAAUCCCCUGGCGGGAAAUCGCCGUCUUCGUCCCGGAAAAAGACGUGCCGAAGCUGGACGAGAUUCUGGCGGGGAUCGGGCCGAAGAGGGUGCUGGCGAUGCAGCAGCGGCUCGCGUCGCAUGCGAUCAGGCAGGCGGUGGUGCUGGGACACCCGCAGCCGCAGGAAGGGGAUGUGUUUCACCAGGUGCUGAAUGGGCUUGCGAGGAAGCUGCCUCACCCGCCGUCAACGUAUUUACAGCCCGGGGAUGAGAGGCUGAACUGGACCGCCGGACCGGCGAAUGACUUCAAGCCGUGGAAGCCUGACUCUCAUGUGUAUUGGUGA